UGCGCUCCCUCCGCGCCCCCGGCUCUCCCAGUGACAGGCGCGGCCCCGGCGCUGGCUCCUCCCGGAGGAGGAGGGGAUCCCGGGUGUCUCGGUGCGCGGUGUUGGCCCCCAUGGCGGCGGCGCCCCCCAGUAAGAGCGGCCGGUGGCUGCAGCGGUGCCUGGAGUCUGGCGGGGGCGGCCUGCUGCUGCUGGACUGCCGGCCUCAGGAGCGCUUCCAGGCGGCGCACAUCGAGGCGGCCGUCAGCGUCACCGUGCCCGGCCUGAUGUUGCGCCGCCUCCGCACGGGCAGCAUGUCCGUCCGCUCCGUCAUCGCCAGCGACCCCGAGGCCUUCUCCCGCCGCCGGCAGGUGGACUCCGUGCUGCUGUACGACGAGGCGACCCUGGACUGGCCGGACAACCAGAGCUCGGUGCUCGGCCUGCUGCUCCACAAGCUCCGGGAGGACGACUGCCGAGCCUACUACCUGCGAGGUGGAUACAGUAAGUUCCAGAGGGAGCACCCGGAGCAUUGCGAGCUCGGCCUGGAGAUCCCCUCCCCCACCGAUCCGGGGCCGGAUUCUCUGCUCGGAUUGUCCAGUCUCAGGAUAAGUUGUGAAAGUUCCGAUGGUGAAUCUGACCGAGAACCCAACAGUGCGACCGAAUCGGAAGGAAGCCCCGCCCUCACCAACCAGGCCACGUUCCCCGUCCAGAUCCUUCCGUAUUUAUACCUCGGCUGCGCCAAAGAUUCGGCUAACCUGGACAUACUGGGGAAAUACAACAUCCGCUACAUCCUGAACGUCACGCCCAACCUGCCCAACGCCUUCGAGCACAACGGCGACUUCAAGUACAAGCAGAUCCCCAUCUCCGACCACUGGAGCCAGAACCUGUCGCAGUUCUUCCCGGAGGCCAUAUCCUUCAUCGAUGAAGCUCGUUCCAACAAGUGCGGGAUCCUCGUCCACUGUCUCGCAGGCAUCAGCCGCUCGGUCACGGUCACCGUGGCGUACCUCAUGCAGAAGCUCAACCUCUCGCUGAACGACGCCUACGACUUCGUGAAGAGGAAAAAGUCCAACAUCUCGCCAAACUUUAACUUCAUGGGACAGCUGCUGGACUUCGAAAGGACCCUGAAAAGCCCCUGCGACAUCCGCUCGCCCACAAACCAGCUGUACUUCAGCACGCCCACAAAUAACAACCUCUUCCAGCUGGACAGCCUGGAGUUCACAUGAUGACUCCUCCGGGCGUGGAUGAUGGGAGUCGUGUAUGUUCACCCUGUGUCAUCUAAAGAAAUGGCAGAUGAUCUGAAUGUCCGACACGAUGAACGAGCACAGAGCGCACAACCGGCUCGCCGGACAGAAGGCUGCAGAGGCACUCCAGCAAUAUGGAGGGAGGGGGCAUUCUCCUUACUGUUUGUACCCCUCCCCCCCUUUCACAAAAUUUGGGGGAACCACGAUAGUGCAGAAUUGGGGUUGGGGUACUCUGCUUAGUUGCUACGUUUUGUGUUGUCAUCAUAGCUUUUUCUGACCGCGGCGAGUCGGUUGUGCGCUCCACGUAUCUAUGGUUGAGAUGGCGUCUGAUUUCCAGAAUGUAAGAAUGAUUGUUUAUACAUCAAAUAAACAUAUUUUUCUUUAUUACGA
Messenger RNA from Bufo bufo (common toad), 1607 nucleotides. Its product is annotated as dual specificity protein phosphatase 7-like. Bases 111 to 1199 code for a protein of 362 amino acids. NCBI's taxonomy places the organism in Eukaryota, Metazoa, Chordata, Amphibia, Anura, Bufonidae. Gene Ontology annotation, molecular function: MAP kinase tyrosine/serine/threonine phosphatase activity; protein tyrosine/threonine phosphatase activity. Gene Ontology annotation, biological process: negative regulation of MAPK cascade; protein dephosphorylation. Gene Ontology annotation, cellular component: cytosol; cytoplasm. The record is from RefSeq and is a predicted model, not a curated record. The transcript has 4 exons.